Messenger RNA from Ornithodoros turicata, 1819 nucleotides. RefSeq lists its product as uncharacterized. NCBI's taxonomy places the organism in Eukaryota, Metazoa, Arthropoda, Arachnida, Ixodida, Argasidae. The record is from RefSeq and is a predicted model, not a curated record. Bases 97 to 1620 code for a protein of 507 amino acids. The transcript has 3 exons.
GACAUUCGCCAAGGAGCAGGCCGGGUGCGAAGUGGGAUGGUCGGUGAUUGUGGAUGUGCUUGAAAAGCAUCCCGAGGCUUUUCGUUCUUCCGCGAAAUGUGGGCAUUCGGGUUGCUCAUCUUGCCGCUGUUGCCUCCGCUCACCGAAGCUGCCGCUACUAAUCAGUCCAAGAACGCUUCGCACAGCCGUUACUUGCUCAUCCAACAUCAGGUCUAUGAGGAGCAUCAGGAGGUGAUUCGGCGGGACAAACCUCGAGAAACGGCAUCUGAUGAUGAUGAACUCUUCGACUUUGUGCAGCGUUACCUGUUCGAGCGCGGCGGUCAACACAAGCUGCGUGCUCAGAACGGGAGAGCGCAGUUCGUCGGCAUCGACAACACUUCAGACAUUCAGCGUGCCGUUAAGCAAGCAGGCAGAUUGGUUGAGAAUGAUCGCCGUUACAAGAUGCAUAUCAUCAAGUUCCGCCUGAUCAACGACACCGGCCUCGCGUACGCUCCGAAGCCACCCGACGAGAGCCGGAUCCAGAUUAAGAACUUGUUCAAGCAGAGCGACUACGUCAGUCGACCAAAAGAGGUGCGACAGGGAGUUGUAGCCGCGCAGCAUAAAAAUAUUGAAGAACGGUCUCCUACGACCCGGCGGCCAGAAGACCUCUCGCAUACAGCGGUUGACAAACAGGGAAAGCCGAUAUUGUUAGCUGCAACAAACGCGAAGCUGGUAGGCCCCACCUACAGUACCCGUCAUCCCACGCACGUGACAACGACUUCCGUCGCAGCAAAAGGUGCAGGGAAAGCGAUCGGUAAAUGCGCCAAACCUGAAUUGCAUCAGCCGAGCACGACUAGGCCCACGACGCAUUCUACGACGACACCGAGACCCACGACGCAUUCUACGACGACACCGAGACCCACGACGCAUUCUACGACGACACCGAGACCCACGACGCAUUCUACGACGACACCGAGACCCACGACGCACUCUACGACGACACCGAGGCCAACGACCCACCGUAGGUCGACAACGCGGAAGCCACUUGCUGCAGUCAGUCUUGUAUGUAACAAAACCAACAGCACCUUAAAACCAAUGUUGCACGGCCAUCCUUACUUAGUGAUUAAACUCCACGAGAUCGAGGGAACACCAAGCACCCACCCGCCAUCUCUAUCAACGAAGAAUUUGACCUCGUCUUCAAAAUUUUCUACUUCAUGGACGGGGUCCUCCCAUAAGCAUUCGAAUGCAUCGACCAGGACACCCACGGGACCAUCCACAGCGACGUCAACGCGGUGGAUUCUGCAUCGCCGAAGCUCGAACCGCUCCAAGAGGACGCGUGCCCGGGGCAGAGAGACGCAGGUCUUACAGAACGACGUACAGGGAGGCAUCUUAAAUGUCCUCCGUACUUUUCGAGACUUGAAACGAAUGUCUUCCAAAGGCAAAGCGGAUAACCAAGUGAUUGAUCCGAAUAUUGAGAUUGACCGCGUCCUCAUUGACAGAGAUCGGCCUAGGCUGAAAUCUGAAGAUGAUGAGCUGGAAGAUAACGAAGCUGAGGAAGGAGAGUUGCAUCGGUUCAACCUGUUCCUGCGGCAAGCGAUCAACCUCCUCAAUCCUUCUACUACGAAAAGAACGCAUUCUUAGCCUAACGGAUUAAUCUUGUACAUAUACCAUCAACCCAUAACGCUCAUUUCAAAGUCGAAAGUUUCCGUAACGCUAUAGUGUUGUAAAGCUGUUCGUUUAAAAACUGGUAUCAUCCUCUUCAGUGCCCUAUCAUGCCAGAGAUAUAGCGCCAAAGCUGAGUUUUGAGAGGUCGUAGCAAUAAAGCAACUCACAUCCGGAA